This is a messenger RNA of Pipistrellus nathusii (Nathusius's pipistrelle), 2847 nucleotides long. NCBI's taxonomy places the organism in Eukaryota, Metazoa, Chordata, Mammalia, Chiroptera, Vespertilionidae. The record is from the annotation of a GenBank genome assembly.
AUGGCCGCCGGGGCAUUGGCGGUGCUGCUGUCCUGUCUGAGCUGCUGCGGCUCGGCUCUGUGGAGAUAUCAUGCUGCCAGCCCAAACUACCGCAUUUUUAGUACCAGAACUACUAUUACAUUAGAGUAUGAAGGAACAUUAUUUUCUGAGUGGAGUGUGCCAGAAACUUGUUCUAUUAAAGAUAAACGUUCGCCGAAGACAGAGCUGCGCUGUUCUACUCCAGGCUUUCAGAAUAUAAAACCAAUUGUUACAGGGCCAGAUUUAGAAGACGAACGCUAUUUAUUUGUGGACAGUACUAACAUUUGCUUUCUGUGGUAUCGUAAAAUUGCUCAAUACUAUAACAAUUUCACCCAGGUUAUCACGAUAUGGGUAUACGAUCCAGAAAAUGCUGACCCAGAUGAAUUGCAAUUGAAAGCAGAUGCACCAUCACUAAAUUCCUAUGUACUUACAAGGCAGAUGGCUACUUUGGGACAGAGGCCAAGCAUACAUACACUUCUGAAGAGAAAAGUUUAUCUUUCAGAUGAAAAACUGAAGGAUGGGGCCUGGCAUAUCUCAAUACCAAUGACAUCAAUGGAUACAAUAAAAGAUAUCAGAGGAAAUCAGGUGACUUUUCAAGAUUGCUUUGUUUCAGAUGUCCUUUUCCUGCUGGGUUUUCCUCGGUUGACAAUCCCUGAGACUCCUGGCUUUUUACCAAUCUCUUCACCACUUGGCAGUCAGUUAAUGAUAGUCUCGUCUGCCUGUGUUCCAUCAUCUAUUGUUCUGGUAGCCCAUAUGGAGACCUUUCAAACCAACGAUUCAUUUCGCACUUGGACAACAAUCAGAGUGCCUCCAGGCAUCCUGACUGACGAAGAAAGAAGCAAUGUGUCUGGUGUGAGCCUAUCCCCUGAUGGAGUAUUUUUUUUAAUCAAUGGUAUCCUCUAUCUAAAAAAUAUUACCACAUUUGUAAAACUGGGAAGCAAGGAAAAUCUUCCUGAUGGUGGAAUUAUUGGCAUUACAACAAGAAAAUGGUGUUGGAUGAACUAUUUAUUGAAGGCUAAUAAAAGAAGCAACUUGGCAAUCUGGACAAGAGAUGCAAUUUAUCUUGGAUAUGAUUCUCUUGAAUUUGUCGAAAUAAUAAAUAUAAAAAAAGUGAGGGAAACUAUAUAUAUACCCUCAACUGCUACUGUGCGUAUACACAGUAUUGUGUAUACAGCACAUCCUUUAGAAUUUGGCAUGUUUUUAAGUUACUGUAUUACAUGUAAUGUCAUGAAACAAAUUUACCUAGGGAUAUAUAAUGAAGAUUCGGGACAGUGGAUGCUCAAAGACUUUUCAUUAAAUGUCACAAUGGACACUUUUAUAACUCCACAUUUUGUAUUUUCAUCAAUGCCAGAAUUAAUACUAUGGGACAAACACAGGAUCUACUAUUCUUAUCACAAUUUCUCUGCUAAUGGAGUUAUACAGACACCUACAGAAUUUGGGAAUCUUUCAAAAUUAUCAGAUGACAGUGUUAUUCAUGAUGUUUAUUUAGAUUACUAUGGAAAUAUCUUGGUAAAAAUGGAAAAUAAUAACUUGUUUUUUUUCAAGAUUUAUGUUAGAGAUGCAGUGAAGCUACCUUUAUGGACAAACAAAGCAACAAAAACACAAUUUUUUUUGAAUUCAGUUAGUCAAGUAAAUUUUGUAAGUGUUUUUGAAAAUGGCACACUAGAUGUACAGGAAUUUCCCUUAAGUCUGGAAAUACGAAGUGCAACUUACAAAACAAAAGAAAAAUGCCCCUUUGUGGCAUUCCAUAAUAAUAUUGAUCGUGUUUUUUACAUCUUGGACAAAAAAAAGAAACUGUUAAUUUGGGCUCAAAUAGUCUACCCAGAAAAUAAAGGUUUGUAUAUUAUUAUGGAACUUUAUGGACCAAAACUAUUAGAAUACAAAUUCCAUAAUAAGUAUGAAAUUGCUUCAGGAUUCUGCACUAAAACCAUGGACAUAAUGCUUUAUCAGACUGUAAAUUAUGAGGCAGUACAUGAUUACUUCAAGCUACAAGACCAGAACAUGGGUCACAUGGUUAUCCAGGUGAGGCCCAGUGAAUUUGAAAAAACAUGCCCAACACCCCCAAGGGUGUUCCAAGUAGCUGUUGGCUGUGAUACCAGCAAAUACAUUGUGGUUAAAGGAUUUGAUUACAACGAUUGUCCUCGGCAUGAUUUCUUCUACAUUAUUGAAAAGUCAUAUCUGAGGCAUCAACCAGAUAAAAACUUGAGAGUAAAAUAUAGUUGGAAAAAAUAUGGCUGCCCAUUAAAAGUUGAUUUCAGAACAAAUUUUCACCCUUUGCUUGAACUACACAAUGAAAACGGCUACAUCGAAGACGUGGAAGUAAAUUUCAUCGUGUGGGAGAUCCACGGCAGGGAAGACUACAGCUUUAACAUCACGAUGCAGAAGAGUGGUUGUUUAAAUGAGGCCCAGACGUGGAAGUCAAUGACCACACUUAACAAGCACCUCCCGUUAGAAGAAGCUUGGGGACCUCAGAAUUAUAAGCACUGUUUUUCUUAUGCUAUUGGGAAACCUGGCGACUUGAGUCAACCCUACGAGAUUAUCAACAAGUCUAACCGGAACCAUUUGGUUUGGCCUAUGCACCGUACUGGAAUGUAUGUGUUUCGAGUGAAGAUCCUGGAUCCAAACUAUAGUUACUGUAACCUAACAGCUCUCUUUGCAAUAGAGACCUAUGGAAUGAUUCCCAGUCCAAAUGGCUACCUGGUUUUUUCUGUCCUCUUUCUCCUGAUGCUACUGUUCUGCAGUAUUCUAACUUUUAGCUACUUCCAUUACAUGAGGAUCUACAAACAUCUUUAUGGACCAACUGACAAAAGAAAACAGAAGAAUAAUUAG